This is a messenger RNA of Parnassius apollo (apollo), 1362 nucleotides long. NCBI's taxonomy places the organism in Eukaryota, Metazoa, Arthropoda, Insecta, Lepidoptera, Papilionidae. The record is from the annotation of a GenBank genome assembly.
AUGGCGGAGAACAGGACUUCGGACAACGUCGUUAUGCCGGACAUUACCGAAGUAUCCGAAGCCGAUCCGCUGGCGACGGAGACCGAGCACGAUUCCGAUCGUACUGAUGGCCGUGCUGUUUUAGCGAGUGAAAUCAAGACCACUCGACUUUCCAGUGAUUCAAAUGGUGUCAUUACAGUACCAGUGUCUUUACCAGUCGGAACGCUUAUAACUGGCACCACAUUCAAUGUAAUCACGUCUGACCAGCUGCCACAUUUUAAACCUAUGAUAUGUGUUGACAACGGUUUUAUUUCGGGCGGGCCUGUUUCUGAGGACAUAAAAGCUACACACAUCGUUAUACAAAAUCCUUCAUCUCCUCCAGUUCGUGAGCAAACUCACGACGAUGCUAGUUCAAGUUCUACUCCUUCAACUCGCGCAGCUAGUGCUCGAUCAUGGGCAGAAACUGCAAAUAUGCCAGUCUUGCCAGUACGGUGCAAAAAUACGUCAGCUGAGCUUCACAAACAAAGAUUUGGAUCUGGAGGUCGGGGCCGAUGUAUCAAGUAUGGUAUGGAGUGGUACACUCCUAGUGAGUUUGAAGCAUUAUGUGGUCGAGCUUCUAGUAAAGACUGGAAGAGGUCAAUUCGAUUUGGUGGCAGAAGUAUACAAGCAUUAAUCGAUGAAGGUAUUUUAACACCUCAUGCAACAAGUUGUACUUGCGGGGCAUGUUGUGAUGAUCAAUCAGCUAUGGGUCCAGUCCGCCUUUUUACUCCUUAUAAACGCAGAAGACGUAAUAAUCAAGAACCUGAAGAAAAAAAACCUAAGACUAAACGAGAUACCAUACUUGUAGAGAGUGAUGUAGAUAAUAUCCACCAGACAAGUAAUAAUAGCCAUUCAAAGGAGGCAUGGCAAACAAUAGCAGAAGGAUUGGAAACCAGUGGAGAUUAUCAUUUGUUGGAAAAUCCUGAAACAAAACCUGAUCCUACGUUAGGUAAUGAUAAGCGGCUACCAGAUAUGAGUGCUGUAUUAAAACGUUUGGAAGAUAUUGGCCAAACACUUGUACGAGUUGCUGGGGAAUUGAAACAGUGUGUAGAAGAUGUUAGAAUAGUUAGCACAAGGCAGAUAGAAAGAUUAGAGCAAGAGAGAGCAUCUGCAUUGCUUGCUGCAGGUGUAGAAGCUCAUGUUGAUGCUGAACAAGUUUCCCUUCAUAAUGUUGAGGAUACAGAGUCAAAAAAGUGUGCAAAUUGUAACCGGGAAGCAUCAGCAGAAUGUUCCUUGUGUCGGCGCACUCCAUAUUGCUCUACUUAUUGUCAAAAAAAGGACUGGACAUCCCAUCAGAUCGAAUGCCUUCGUAACAUUGCCAUAAGGCAUAUAGCUGUACCCUGA